ACUUAUUCAACUAAAAAAAAAUUAUUAUUAUUUUAAAUCACACAUUAAAAAAAAAAAGUUAACUGUGACUUAACUAAUACUUUAUUUACCGGAUCAUAUUCUUUUAACUGCUUAAAUAACAUAAAAACAUGCUGCACUUUUUCUGCACUUAAAAUUUAUACUUAGACUUAUACUUAGCUACAUAGCCUUUACUACUACACUUGCAUUUCAAUUUAUUAAUUUGAAUUACCGGUAAAAAAAAUUGUCUUGUCUGAUACAUUAAAACUAAAACUUAAUUAUAAUUAAAUUUUUAAUAAAUGAUAAAAAUUAUGUUUAAGAACUGAUGAUAUUUUCCAGAACUACAACCAAUUUGACAUGUGUGGAUUAGCAUUGAAGAUUCCAGAAAAAAUGUUUUAAAAUUAUAUGUACUAAUACUAUACUCAUAAUAUUAGAUCUAUACAUAAUAAACUCAUAAUCAUAAACCUAUGAUCUGUUGGCCCAUGUAUAGAAUAAGAUAACCAUACAAAUUAUAAAAAUAAAGUGAGUAAGCCUACUCACUCACACUGUUUGCUACAAAUUAAACCAAGAUGUCAUCUGUGAUUAAAGGAGCCACUAACUUUUCAAAGUAAAUCAUUUGUGUGUUCUUGUCAUACCUUAGCAUAGGGGUCUCAAACUCAAAUCAUCCGGGGGGGGGGGCCGCAGGAGGUAGAGUCUGAGUGAGACAAGUAUUCCACACAAAAAACGAUUACAAAUUCAAUAAAGUACAACUGUUACAAUCUGCUCGACCUUUAGUCUUAGUAAUAACAAAUAAAAACAUAAAGGUUUCUCAAGAACUAGGCUUCACUUUCUUCCUCCUAUUGCCUGUUGCCUGAGACCUGACAUCGCAAGUGACCAAGCUGACAGGUUCGGAAUUUCCCUCACUCGUAAUCAUUAGCGGCAAUUCUAAUAGGGAUUCUUUGAUACUGUGUCAGAUUACUACGAUUUACACAAUUCUGGUUGUGCAUUACCCACUAACUGAAUUUUUUAAAUUUUGAAAUAUGUGUAUAAUAUAUAAAAUUCGAAGCGUGUAUUCUCAAACCGCACUUUGGCCACGUUUGUCGCAUAAAAUGCAACCAAUUAAAAACGUUCAGUCCGAUUUUAAAGCGGCUUUUACCAUUAUAAGAUUUUAAAGCGGCUUUUACCAUUAUAACCAACGUCCAAAUCUGUACAAACAUAAUAAAAAUCAGAAUUAGGCUAGUCGGUGAGUUUCGACUGAAACCGUCGUGGAGGGUCACAUUAUAAAUUUUGGAAAACGCGCGGGCCGCAUUAACACUAAAUUUGCUGUCAUGUCGCGGGCCGCAAAAUAUCGUCUUGCGGCCGCAUAUGGCCCGCGGGCCACGAGUUUAAGACCCCUGCCUUAGUACCUUAUAAAUGUUAUUGGUUAAUUUUUAAAAAAUGUGAAUUUAAAUUAUAUUUUUAAUACUUAUUUUUAAUAGAAAUGUUUAUGCUACAAUGAAAUAAUUAAAGUAACAUUGCUUUUUGGGUUUUUGUAACUGUUGGUCAGACUGUUGGGUGCUAUUUGUGCAUGCAUAUAAAGCCAACUAACAUGCAGAUAUAAAAAUUGAAAAGUUCUGUCACUGAUUUAUGGCAGGGGACUUUGCUCAUAAAUGAUUUAUUUUUAGUCUUGCAGAUUAACUAUAAUUGAUCAUUAAUUAAUGAUUUGAGUUGUUUAUUCUUUGACCAGCAGACUUAACCACAUUGGCUCAUGAAAAUCCCAAUAAGUCGACUAGUGUAGCUUAUUUUGUAAUUUCAUUUGGCUAUAUUAUUUAUAAACAGAGUUCACAAAAAGACUUAACAUUUUUGCAGGAUUAUUAAACAAGUCAACGUGAUACACCAAUACAUAUCUCAUCAACGUUAUAGGGUUUUCAUACCAGGAGGUUUCCCUUAUGAAGCUUUUAAUAAUAGAGGUAAUUUAUUUUUGUUAAUAAUUAGACAUAGAACACUGAAGUAUGACUGUCUUAGCGUGGGGGCAGAUCUCACAUGUCAACACUUUGACUGGUAGUGCCACCAAAAUGACAUACAGAAUGCAAAGUAAUUUAACAUUUAACAUUUUUGACAUAUCAUUUACUGACUAGAUAAAGUCAGAAAUUACCAUGUAUGUAGUCAUAGAUUUUAACAAAAUUUAAGUGAAAUAAGUUUAAGUGCAAGAAACUCCUAUACUUUGUUCUCAGGUUCUUAUAAAAACUGGAAAGUAUUGUACUGGGCAAAUUGAUGCUCAGUACUAAAAGUUAAAAAAAAAUAUCUAUGGCUAUAAUUCAUUGAGGGGAAGAAGUUAUGCUUAAGGGAAAAAAAACAAGAAAGCUUUUUAUUAUUGAAUUGGGACCAUCAGUUUUCUUCUUUAAGUUUAAGACAUAACUCAUUAGCUUAAAAAGCAGUGUGUAUAACAUAUUUAGAAAGUCUUGAGAAAAUGUUUUAUUUUUUAGUUGCUUGCAUCCAUCUUUGAUUGUAAAUCUACCAGAGUAUUGAUCCUUUUCUUACAUUGUAAAUUCUCUGUAAUACGAUUACUUUUAAAAAAAGUAUCAUAAGCAAAUUCUAAUCUUUGUGGUUUAAUUUUGCAGCCUGCAUUUGUCCGUGGAGCAUUGUUAGAAUGAUAGAAUGUGGACGAGGUGCUGGAUUCAGCUCAGGCUUCCUAGAUGCCAAAGAAAUGUACAAAGAUUACUUCAUAUUCAUUGCAUCAAGCUCAACAAAAGUUUCCCCAGAGCUUUAUAACCCAACCAAAAUCAAAGGACCCUUGAUACAGGAUGUGACCUUAGACUAUGUCGGUAAUAUGUCUUUCAAGCUCAAAAACAUCAUCUCUAUUGAGGGGGACAAAGAACCCAUCUGUGAAAACAACACUCAGUCUGUUUUUGUGAGUGUAAAAACCAGAAAGCCCACUGCACCCCCGGACUGGUGGCUAAAUAAAUAUUCACUGGGUCAAGACAAUGGAACGCCGCUUAAAAUGAAUCUGUUGAAACCUCCCCAGGGUAUGGAUUUAAAUGAAUUCUCUUUCAAAGUUCCAGCGAGUGAUGUAGAUCCUUACCUGCAUGUCAACUGGUCCAAUUAUGUCAAGUAUUUUUAUGAAGCUCUGGUCCAGACCACCCUGUCAAAGGUUGGGAAUGAGAAUGCACAACUUGCAUUCCGCAACCUAAAAGACUUUUCUAUAUCUUACAUCCAUGAGGCUGGCAUAGGGGAUGAUUUAAAUAUCAUAUUUUGGGAGGACGUAAACAUUAGAGAUUUAUAUCACUUCCAAAUGUUGAAUGGGACAAAAAUUGUUAGUGAAAGUAGUUUUGAGUUGCUUCCUUGCAGAUGAUAAAUUUUUCAUAAAAAAAAAAAAAUUGACUUGCACUUAUGGAAUAAAAUGAGACACCAUAGCCAUGGCAUGGGCUCUGCAACCCCUGCAGCUGUACUGCAUGGGGUCUCAGAUAUAUAAUGAGCUUAAUGUUUUGAUAAGAAAAAUUGUACACUAUCAACUUUGAUUAUGCAAGGUGAACAAAACUGAAAAGUGACAGGAGGUCUCCAAAAGUCAUGCAAUGGCUCUGUCUAGUACUAGUACAUUUUAGGUUUGACAAUGACUUUGUCUCAUUUCCGUACAUGUAUUUUUUUAAGGGAAAUGUAAUCUAAAUGCCCUGUUGUUUUAUCCUGAGUUUUCUGUAGGUUAAAUGUUUGAGUGUAGGACCAUACAGUUGUACAUAGAUAAUUUUAAGUAGAUGAAGAUCAGUUUUUGAUACAAGUGCAAGAACCCAGUAUAGGAGCUGCUCAUUCCUGCCCAAGACUAUCAGGGACUGGAACAAUCUUUCAAAAGGAACGGUUGAGGCGACAACACUAGACACAUUUGUGUCUAUUGCCUCAAGCCUUCAAACCCCUAGUGCAUGAUUUCCUCAUCAACACCAGUAACAAAAACAUUGCAAAUCCCAUCUACUUGCAUAGGAGCCAACAUGAUCAAUAAAUUGAUCGUGGGCCCUUAAGAUAUAGAAGAAGAAGAAGUAGUUCAGAGUUCAUGGCCACCUCCAAAAAUUUCUGAUUGUUUAAUACAUAAUUAUCGAUAACUAUGAAAAGUUUUAUAGUGAUGUUCUGUUCUAAAUUUUUAUGCUAUUUUAUGUGAAUUAUUAAACCGAAGUUUUAUUCAAUCACUGAGGUGCCAUAUUUCUUGUCAUCAUAUUAAAAUAAUAUGUGUUGCUCUGCCAAAACUGCUGAAAAGUAAGUCCAUCGCUCUUGGGUUUAUGAUGAUACACAGGAAAUUGGCAAAUCAUUGACUCUGUCAAUUUUCUUUUUGAUAGAAUUCAUUUAUUUUCACCAUGUUGGUAGAUAAAAUAAAUUACAAGUUUGCCUUCAUGUAAAAUCAUUUUUAUCAACCUCUCUUUUUUAAUAUACACUUUUAAAUCUGGAAUCAAUC
Molecule: messenger RNA, 4390 nt
Organism: Lymnaea stagnalis (great pond snail)
Lineage: Eukaryota; Metazoa; Mollusca; Gastropoda; Lymnaeidae
Source: the annotation of a GenBank genome assembly